AUGAUCCUGUCUAACUCCACCACUGUGGUGCCCUUUCUGGCCACGCUGUGGCAGGAGACAGCCGAACAGGGCAGCAACGUGUCGGGCCUGGCUCGCAAGUCUCAGCUCCGAGAUGACAGCAAGCUAGAAGCUCUCUACAUCCUCAUGGUACUGGGUUUCUUUGGCUUCUUCACCCUGGGCAUCAUGCUGAGCUACAUCCGGUCUAAGAAACUGGAGCAUUCUCACGACCCCUUCAAUGUGUACAUCGAGUCGGAUGCCUGGCAGGAGAAAGACAAGGCCUUCUUCCAGGCCCGUGUUCUGGAGAGCUGCAGGGCUUGCUACAUCAUUGAGAACCAGGUGGCUGUAGAACAGCCUGUCACACACCUUCCUGAACUGAAGCCUCUGUCAUGAACCCCAUAGCUCGUUAAUAGACAAACCCUGCAUGGGACAAUCUGGUCCCUCUAGUCACACGCCUGUCAUAGUCUUUAUUGUAGGGGUACCAUUGCAUUUUUUGCUA
Phodopus roborovskii (desert hamster) is the source of this 496-nucleotide messenger RNA. Its product is annotated as potassium voltage-gated channel subfamily E member 1. The record is from RefSeq and is a predicted model, not a curated record. Gene Ontology annotation, biological process: ventricular cardiac muscle cell action potential; regulation of heart rate by cardiac conduction; negative regulation of delayed rectifier potassium channel activity. Bases 1 to 390 code for a protein of 129 amino acids. The transcript has a single exon. Gene Ontology annotation, molecular function: potassium channel regulator activity; voltage-gated potassium channel activity involved in ventricular cardiac muscle cell action potential repolarization; transmembrane transporter binding. NCBI's taxonomy places the organism in Eukaryota, Metazoa, Chordata, Mammalia, Rodentia, Cricetidae. Gene Ontology annotation, cellular component: membrane.